Scatophagus argus is the source of this 9421-nucleotide messenger RNA. It is a transcript of the gene polq, whose product is annotated as polymerase (DNA directed), theta. The record is from RefSeq and is a predicted model, not a curated record. The coding region runs from base 624 to 9020 and encodes 2798 amino acids. Gene Ontology annotation, molecular function: DNA binding; DNA-directed DNA polymerase activity; ATP binding. NCBI's taxonomy places the organism in Eukaryota, Metazoa, Chordata, Actinopteri, Scatophagidae. The transcript is spliced from 34 exons. Gene Ontology annotation, biological process: DNA-templated DNA replication; double-strand break repair via alternative nonhomologous end joining.
CUUGACUAUACAUUUUAUUGCGGAUAGCCCAUUUGCCAAUAGAUUUUUACAAUAUAAAGUUUCAUAAUUCCGAAGCUUUUGAUCUUGUUGUCAAUAAAGAUUGAUAAGGACAAUUUACCAUAAAAUAUAACCAUUAAUCAUCCAGUGAAGCACAAAGCAUUGACCUUCAUUACUUUAUUAACAGCAUACAAUUAAUCAAGAAACGUUUCCUUUAUCUGAACAUUUAACCGAAGGGCAGUCUAGUUAGUAUUACUGAUUAGAUAAGCAUUACUAGUGGUGCUAUAGUGGUAAUAAUAUGAUCUAGCAGUCGUACUCGUAAUUUAUUGGAACGUUUGUAUCCGAGCUUUGGUUCCGUCGAACCGUUUAUGUGUAACACCGGGGCGGCGCUUCGGCGGUCUUUUUUGAUUUCAGAUUUGUUCAGUGGAGACAGCGUGUUUAUGUUUAGCAACCACAAUAAUUAACUCAACGACCACGCUUGUUUUCGCUUUUCCGCUUCCUUACCUUUGAUACCCACUGAUAAAUCUAGGCUUGUUUAUAAAGUCGUGUUAAGAGCCAAACUGAUGUCAUGUUAAGUAACAACUCCUCACUCACGCGAUUGUCAAAGACAGUCCAACUUCUUCAGAAUGAGCACCUCGGGUCCUCCCCUGAAAAAGAAAAGCUACAUGGGGCAGCACCAGAUCAAGAAGAAAAAGGACAUCCAAGUACCUGAUGAGUCUCCAGACAGAGACAGACCGUUGCAGAAAACCCGCUGUGUGUCAGGCAAAUCAGACAGAUCAGAGAGCAUUAGCAGAAGCAGCCUUGUGGGUGGAGGAGCGGUGUUUCCACUGGGAGAAUCCACAUUAGCGCUUGAUGAAGAGAUUCUGCAGGUGUUGGAUGCUGUGGACCCCGUGAGGCCUGUGGCUAACAAUUCUUGUCCAACAGCAAUAAACAGAGGUGCUCUCAGAGAGCCAGCGUCAUCGGCUGUCUUUGCCCCUUCACAUCCUUUCGCACCAGUUGCAGAUAAGAAGAGGGAGGGUGACAGAGCACCUCAGCCCACAGGCCAAGGACCCCAGAGGGCCUCCAACAUCCAGGAGAGAGUCUGUAGGCGAAGUGAUGGUUGUAAGAGAACUGGAUGGAGAGCUGAUUGCCAAGACCUUGCUCAGAUGCUUCUUUUCAGUGAGGAUUCGGAGGAAGCGGAUAAUGCUCAGAAGGGUCCAGGUGGCAUACAGCCCUCACCAGCUUCUGCCUGCAUUAAAGGGCUGUCCUGCCAAGAAAUAAAAAAUGAUCCACAAGAGGGACGGAAAGUUACAUCCAGACAAAAGAGCUCUCCUCGUGGGAAAGACAAAAGUGGGCCAAACAUGACUGCUGACGCACCUCUGGAUGUAUCCAGGGACUACAUCUUGUUCAGCCCCACCGGCCUUGCAGCAGCCUUGAAGAAGGCCAAACUCCUGCAGUCUUUGCAGAAUCAGUCCGCCUCUGUGCUCACAGUUCCCAGUGGCUUAGAUGUCAGUACUCUCGGUGACACGUUACCUCAGCCAGGUGUUGCCCUGCAUGCUCCCUCAGGGCAAGCUGAAAAACUGCUUUUAUCCAGUUGGGGCUUACCAAAACCUAUCCUAGAGCGCUACCAGAAACACAGGGUAACUCACAUGUUCGAAUGGCAGGCUCAGUGUCUCACUGUUGGAAAGGUGCUGCAGGGAGGUAACCUGGUGUACUCUGCCCCCACUAGUGCUGGUAAAACUCUGGUGUCAGAGCUGCUGAUGUUGAAGCGUGUGCUGGAGACUAAAAGAAAAGCUCUCUUCAUUCUGCCGUUUGUCUCUGUGGCUAAAGAGAAGAUGCAUUACCUUCAGAGUAUAUUUGAAGAGGCAGGAGUUCGUGUGGAGGGAUAUAUGGGCAGUACCUCGGCAGCUGGAGGGUUCACCUCGCUGGAUGUGGCUGUUUGCACCAUAGAAAAGGCCAAUUCUCUCAUUAACAGGCUCAUUGAAGAGGACAGUAUGGGUCUGCUAGGUAUGGUGGUGGUGGAUGAGUUACACAUGGUUGGAGAUUCUGGAAGAGGAUACCUGCUAGAACUGCUCUUAACCAAAAUCCGCUACAUUGCACAGAAGCAGAACACCACUGGGUCUCUCUCUGAGGGUGUACAGAUCAUAGGUAUGAGCGCCACCUUACCUAACCUCUCCCUCCUGGCAAACUGGUUAGGCGCAGAACUUUACCAGACAGACUACAGACCUGUACCCCUGCAGGAACAUCUCAAAGUGGGCUGCAACAUCUAUGACAAGAGCCUCUCUGUGGUCCGGCAGUUCAAUCCUGCGCUCCACAUUAAGGGUGAUGAUGACCACAUAGUGAGCUUGUGCUAUGAGACUGUGAGGGAGGGCUGCUCGGUGCUGCUGUUCUGCCCUUCGAAGAACUGGUGUGAGAAACUGGCAGACAGCAUCGCCAGAGAGUUCUACAAUCUCAGACAUGCUGUUCACCAGGGCGAAGCAGAACCUCAGCCAGUGAGUCUGGAUCAGGAGGGACUAGUGGACGUUGUCGCCCAGCUGAGACGAACUCCAGCCGGUUUAGACCCCAUCCUCCAGCGGACUGUGACAUGGGGCGUGGCUUUCCAUCACGCUGGUUUGACAUUUGAUGAGCGCGAUGUGUUAGAGGGAGCUUUUCGCCAGGGCAUGGUCAGAGUCCUGGCUGCCACCUCUACUCUUUCUUCAGGGGUUAAUCUUCCAGCUCGCAGGGUCAUCAUUCGAACCCCUACCUUCAAUGGACACCUGUUGGACCCACUCACAUACAAACAGAUGGCUGGACGAGCAGGGAGAAAAGGGGUGGACACAACAGGUGAAAGUGUGCUGGUGUGUAAGGAGGUUGAGCGUCAGAAAGGUAUUAGUCUCCUCAGAGGUGCUCUUCAGCCAAUCAGCAGCUGCUUGGUGAGAAGAGAGGGAGAGGGUGUCACUACCAGCAUGCUGCGAGCCAUUCUAGAGAUCAUCGUCGGAGGUGUUGCCAGCACUCCACAGGAUGUGAGGUUAUAUGCCUCAUGCUCACUACUGGCUGCCAGCAUAAAAUUGGACAGCAAAAAAGAAUCAAAUGAAGAGACUAACAAAGGAGUUAUUGAGGCCUGUGUUGAAUGGCUGAUGGACAAUGAAUUUAUCAGUAUCCAGAAGGAGGGACAAGAGGAGCGGUACUGUCCGACUCAACUUGGUGCUGCCACCCUUUCCUCCUCCCUCUCCCCUCCUGAAGCUAUGGGAGUAUUUGCAGAUCUCCAGCGGGCCAUGAAGGGCUUUGUACUGGAAAAUGACUUGCACAUUUUGUAUCUGAUCACCCCAUUGUAUGCAGAGUGGACUACCAUAGAUUGGUAUCAGUUCUUCUGCCUGUGGGAACAGCUCUCAUCAUCAAUGAAGAGAGUGGCAGAGCUGGUGGGCGUCCAGGAAGGUUUUCUUGCACGAUCUGUCAGCGGCAAGCUUGUUGCCAAGACAGAGAAGCAGCGUAGGCAGAUGGCUAUUCAUAAACGGUUUUUCACCACACUUGUGCUACAGGAUCUGGUGAAUGAGGUACCUUUGGGAACAGUGGCAUCCAAAUACAACUGCAGUCGUGGACAGUUACAGUCUCUCCAGCAGUCUGCUUCGACAUAUGCAGGUAUGGUAACAGUGUUUUGCAAGCGCCUGGGCUGGCACAACAUGGAGCUACUGUUGUCUCAGUACCAGACCAGGCUGAGCUUUGGAGUCCAGAGGGAGCUGAUCGACCUUGUCAGGGUUUCACUACUGAAUGCAACACGAGCCAGAGCCCUCUACGCACAAGGCCUCUGUACUGUGGCUGAACUAGCCAGGGCUACUGUAGCUGAUGUGGAGAAAGCCUUGAGGAAUGCCGUCCCAUUUAAAAGCUCUAAACGUGCAGUGGAUGAGAGUGAGGUGGAGGCAGCUGAGAGACGGAGCCUCCGCUGUGUCUGGGUCGCCGGCGGUCGGGCCUUGACAGAACAGGAAGCUGCAGUUGAGAUUGUAUCUGAGGCAAGGAUCCUCCUUCAGGAAGACUUGGCCCAAUUAGGUGUUCAAUGGGACCCGACAACACUUCCUUCUCGGGCUCCUGCUGUAAACAGCCCUGAUGACCAUCACAGCAGGAACUCGGACACCUCAUCAGCCUCAUAUCUCAGCUCUCUUGAAGCGCAUUCAGACAAUGUUAAGGAUCACCAAAACGGAGACAGGGUCAAGAAUAGUGAGGGCAAAGAUACUGACAGCCAUAGAAAGGAGAAUAAGCAAGAAUAUAAACAUGAGAGAAGGAUGAAAAUGGAAAAAACAGAAGGAGAAUCCAAGAGAGAGCUGGGGAAGUCCAAACCUGAAGAUCGAAAAUUGGUGGAGCACAGAAAGGAAGACAGGAUAGAGCCAGAAAUCAGACAAACAGGCAAGGGAGAGCAUGCAGAAAGAAGCAUAGGAACAAAAAAAGAUGAGACAAAUAAAAAACUAUUAAUUGCAAAUGAUGAGGAAGACCCACACGAAAACAGAAAAAGAGAAAAGGGCACAAGGCAAGAAGGGAAGACAAGGAAAGGGAUUGUCUCAAUCGGGUCAGAGAGUCAUCAAGCGAGUCAUUCUGUUUCUGAAAGGAGUCUGACACAGGAAUUGACUGAGAUUUUAUCCAGCCCGUUGCAACUGAUGCCACAUCCUCUGCCCUCUUCUUCCCCUAUGCCUCCCCCUCGGUUUAGAGCUCCAAUAUCUCGCAUAGAAGAACAACACAGUGUUCCUCCAAAGAUAUCAAACGGAGAAGAUGCCACAGGGCUCUUUGCCUUACCUGUGCAGCCAAAUAGACUGAAGCACUCGAGGGCCUUGAGCAAAGUCCUCCACUCUAUACAGAAUGACAGAAGCCUGCGAGAUGAUGUACAGACUGCACAGACGUCACACUCAAAACCUACAAGAGCUUCAUCAGUCCAGAAUUCAGCGCCUGCAGCCCAGGUGCCUACAACUGUUCAUGCUCCUGGCCCUGUGCAAGAAAACUCUCCCGGUGUUUCGGCACCUGCAAAGGCAGACAAGCAGGACUCCCCCCUGUCUGUCUCUCCUGCCUCUGUACCCUUAUUCUCUCCUGAGGCCAAGCGAAGAAGGAUAGAUGCUGAAGGGGUAGAUAAGUUUUCAUCUCCCGAGCUGUAUGCAGAAGAUGAAAGAAAUGAUGAAGUAGAGGGAGCUGUUAAAACAGGAGAAGAUAGUUUUGGUGACAGCUUUGAACUGGACACUCAGACAGAAAGAAUCAUUGUUCAGCAGACGUGCCAAAACAGAGAUGGGAAUAAUAGAGGGAUGAAUCGGUCGGUAGAAACAGAAAAGAUAAAAGAAGAAGAAAUAGUAGAAUUGGAUGUUGAGCCGGAUAAGGAUGCAAAUAAGGGAACUAACAGGCUUGAAGCCCCUGACAAUGCAUGUCCCAGAUUCAAUAUUUCCCUUACAGAUAGCCAGAUGGAGCUGAUCCUUAACACCAGUCACCAGGUUUCUCCUGGUCCAGGAGGUGAUAAUGUAAUUGAAGCUGGAGAUGAAGGUGAUGAUGAUGAUGAUGAAGAGGAGGUUCUCGGUGCCGAUCAAGCUGCCUCUGAGAGUGUCAACAGAAGCAGUAGCUUCCUGUUUGACAGCCUGUAUGACAGCUCUCUGCUGGCCGGUCUGAGCCCACACCAGAUUUAUGACCAAUCGGACGAAGAGGAAUCUGUUGUCCAAUGUAUCGGAGACAAGUGCCCUCCUCCGUCAACCCAGGAGCGAAGACGCAGCGAGGUUCUUGCCAAUCAAGAGGCGGAGCAGCAGGAGGCAAUUCAGUGGGGUGAAUCAUCCUUCAAUUUGUCAGAGUGGGGCGACUCACUGUUGGUGGGCGAACACUUUCUGGAGAGGCAGAGCUUCCUCAGGCAUACAGAGAAAACUCAAAAAGAGCCACACGUCAGUCGUUUUAAAGCUCAGCAACACAGCACUGUGUGCCAUGUUCGUCCUGAGGAGCAGCUGUCAGAACCACAACCUAAACCCAGUCAGAUACAGCCACAACCCACUACUACUACAAAUAUCACAGGUCAAAAUGAGCAUGACAAGGAUAAAGCCAGUAACGAUCAAGACCGCACACACAUUAAACACCAUGAUAACGUAUUAAGUGACAAUAAACCAGGUGAGAAACAAAGUGCACCUGAACACGCGUUUUAUUGCAGCCCUGGUUUACAAGAGAUCUUUGACCGCUGGCCUAGUAUGUCUGAUCAGCUCUGGCAGAACACAACAGGCACCACAGCCAGUCAUACACUCAUAAAUGCUGUAAAUAAAGCAGAAGUUCUAGAUCUACCUCAGCCCUCAAUGCAUGCGACUAGAAGAAAUGGAAAGCCAAAUGCGCAGGUUGUUGCUGAUGAGAGUGAUUGUCAAAAAGAACAUUCACUGAGACGUGACAGCGAGGAUGUAACAGAGAGGCCGAGCUCUGCCGGUGAUCUUAUUCCCCCCACUCAAGAGACACCACCUGUCACACCCAGAGUGAGACUGACCACCUUGUCUGUCCAAUCACCUCUCACCGUUCAGCCACUUAACCAAUCAACUCCCUCAACCCUCCUGCAGCAGAAACCAGCAAUCACAAAAUGUCCUGAAUCUCAUCCAGGACACAGUGAUCAUCUAACAGAAGAUGUCACUGACACUAAACAACCUCCUACAUCUGAUGAGAGCCACAAACACCCGCUCGGACAGAAACCAAAGACUGCUCUUGUUUCACACUCAAGUUCAAAAACAAAGACCCAGCUACACACCGACCAGAAUCUCAGCCCUCACCGAGACUGUGCUUCUCCAUCCUCCCAAAGGCCAAAGCCUCCCACUGAUGGAGAAUCACCUGUAACUGAUGAAGGAUUCACUCUUCAGCUGUCCCAGGAUGCAUCAUUCUGUCCCAGCAACUCAGGGACCUUCACCAUCAUUGACGUAGCAAGUGACCGGCGUCUCUUUGACACUUUCAUUAAGGAGUGGAAAACAAAGGAGCGGUGCUCUCUGGCUCUGGCCUGUGAGAAGAGGGAGCCCAGACUGCAGCCCGGGGGGGAAAUAAGAGGAAAACAUGAGAGAGCAUCAGCAGCUCAUCAGCAGCUCCAUGGGGUCGACGGUUUUCCAGUAAGAGGCAGUGAUGGACUGGUGUUGAUUGGACUGUCUGUCUGCUGGGGAGCUAGAGAUGCAUACUAUAUGUCUCUGCAGCAAGAGCAGAGCAAAGGUUUGAGCUCAAGUCUGGCUCCUCCUCCACUGGAUGAUGAGUUGCCUGUAAGUGAGAGGCUGGCACAGGUGAAGACUUGUCUGAGCCAGUCAUCGGGUGGUCAUAGAGGUGUGGUUGUCACUUAUGACAUCAUCCAGGUUUACAAGACGUUAGUGCUGAGCUGUGGCAUCAGCUUGGAGGGAAGCGGCGAAGAUCCCAAGGUUGCAUGCUGGUUAUUGGACCCCGGGAGUGAGGAGAGGACUCUGCCCAACAUGGUGACCGUCUACUGUCCUGAAGAAUUACCCCUGCUGGAUGGACUUGGAAAUGCACACAAGCACUGUCCUCGUGUUAGGGCAGCGACCACAAGUGUGCUCGUACAUGCUGUCAUGAACCAUCUCACUGGCCUGCUAGAAAAAGACGGCAUGCUUGACUUAUUUAGAAGCAUUGAGAUGCCCUCCCAGGUGUGUUUGGCUCUGCUGGAAUUGAAUGGAGUGGGCUUCAGUGUUGAAGAGUGCGAAAGACAAAAACAUGUGAUGCAAGCCAAACUUGCAGCGCUGGAAUCCCAGGCUUACAACCUGGCUGGACACAGCUUCUCCCUCACCAGCAUCGACGACAUAGCACAGGUGUUGUUUUUAGAGCUCCAUCUGCCUCCAAACGGUGAUGUGGGUGGAUUGAAAAGUAAGAAAACUCUUGGUUACACCAGGAGAGGCGGUGGCAAAGUACGACUUGGAAAGCAGUUCAGCACCACCAAGGAUGUUCUGGAGAAGCUUCGCCCCUUGCACCCCCUGCCAGGUGUAAUUCUGGAGUGGAGGCGGAUCACCAAUGCCUUGACUAAAGUGGUGUUCCCCCUGCAGAGGGAGAAGCAGUACCACCCUACACUGACCAUGGACAGAAUAUACCCCAUCGCACAGACACACACAGCCACAGGUAGAGUAAGCUUCACCGAGCCAAACAUACAGAAUGUCCCCAAAGACUUCGAGAUUCACAUGCCCACAGUAGUGGGUGAGAGCCCACCUUCACAAGACAGAAAGAAGAGACGUUCUGUGGUGUCUUCAGUUGCAGCUGACAGUGAAGUACGAGGCCCAGCCUUCUCUGUCAGCAUGAGACAUGCCUUUGUACCCUUUUCAGGUGGGAUGAUAUUGGCUGCUGAUUAUUCUCAGCUGGAGCUGAGAGUGUUGGCUCACCUCUCCAAGGAUCAACGCCUUCUGCAGGUGCUGAAUGGAGGAGCAGACGUGUUUCGCUGCAUCGCUGCUGAAUGGAAAAGUGUUGACCCAGAGUCUGUGAAUGACAACCUCAGACAACAGGCAAAACAGAUUUGCUAUGGAAUUAUCUAUGGGAUGGGAGCCAAGUCUUUGGGGGAGCAAAUGGGAGUGGAGGAGAAUGAUGCGGCCUGCUACAUAGAGAGUUUCAAGGCCAGAUACAAGGGGAUCAAUGCUUUUCUUAGAGAAACUGUGAAGAACUGCAUAAAGAAUGGUUAUGUUCAGACUCUGAUGGGUCGGAGGAGAUAUCUGCCUGGGAUCACUAACAGCAAUGUUCACGUUAAAGCACAUGCAGAGCGUCAGGCAGUGAACACAACCGUACAAGGUUCAGCGGCAGACAUUGUUAAAAUUGCCACUGUUAACAUCCAGAAGCGACUUCGAACUGCAUAUCCUUCCGCUCCACUCUCUCACCGACACACACGCUCAGCCAGCAGUCACCGCAGGGCUGGAACGUCUCAGCUCAGAGGGGCCUACUUUGUCCUGCAGCUGCAUGAUGAGCUCAUCUAUGAAACCACGGAGGAGAAUCUCAUACCGGUUGCACAUAUUGUCAAGAGGGAGAUGGAGUCAGCAGUAAAGCUGUAUGUAAAGCUUAAGGCCAAAGUCAAGGUGGGACCCAGUUGGGGCAAUUUGCAGGACCUGGAUUUAUAAUGUGAAUGUAUGGAUGAAUUGAAACGUAAUCACCGCCUAUGGUUAUGUAAUAUAUGUAUACAUACUGUUAUUUGUGCUAAAGUCAAAUCCAUGUUUUUUUUUUAAAUCACUAAAUUAACAAUAAUGAAAUGUAAGAUAAUCCAGAGCUCUAAAUGAACUAUUUAAUGUAUUUAUGAUUCUAUUUUCUGGUGUACGGUGUUACAAAUGAUACAUGUCAUGAGAUUUUACGUAAGAAAGUAAGGUAAGUUUUUUUUUUUUUGUCCAUUUUGAAAGCCUGUGGCUGCAACAAUUAUUUUCAUUAUUGAUUAAUGCGCUGAUUGUUUUACCAAUUGAUUACACAGAAUUCCUCUAAAAACCUGACGGUGAAAUGACCAUUUUUUAAAUAAAUGUAUAGAAUUUUG